Messenger RNA from Alosa sapidissima (American shad), 1625 nucleotides. RefSeq lists its product as uncharacterized. The transcript has 3 exons. The record is from RefSeq and is a predicted model, not a curated record. Bases 129 to 1586 code for a protein of 485 amino acids. NCBI's taxonomy places the organism in Eukaryota, Metazoa, Chordata, Actinopteri, Clupeiformes, Clupeidae.
UCAUCACUUGGCGUGACCGCCAUGUUGAUUGCUUCCUUUACUGCUUCUCGGAAUACUGCGCACUGUUAAUAGACAUAACCUCCUCAGUAGUGUCUUAAUUUGAUUAAUUUGGCGUUACUAUCUCAACCAUGGUAAACCGUUGCUGUAUUGUGGGGUGUAAAAGCGCAACACAUAAUCGCCAUGGGGAAAAGAUCGAAAAUGGAUUAACUUACCACCGCUUUCCUGCUUGGAGGCGCCACCAGGGAGACCAAGUAUCCGAGAUAACAAAGAGUCGUCGGCUCGCUUGGAUCGCGGCUGUAAGACGACCAAACAUAACCUUCCACAGUAUCCCGACGUCGAUGAGAGUGUGUUCCUUGCAUUUUCAUUCUGGAAAACCAGCAAAUGAAAUGUACAACUCUCAUCCGGAUUGGGCCCCAUCACUACACCUGGGCCACACUGAGAUGAAGGCCACAAAGACUGCACGCUACGAGAGACGGGAAACCAGAAAACGGCAAAGGACUGACAGCACACCUGCGAUGGAUGAGACAGUUAUUGAUGACCUUGUUCCACCAGUGGAGACACCAGCACCAGCAGAGGAUGGAGCUGACCAGACACUGUUGAUAGAAUGUGACCUCUGUCAGUGUCGGCGCGCUGAAAUCGACCGGCUGCUGGAAGAGAACUGCGCCCUGAAAUGUGAGCUCGGCCGGAGAAAAAUGGACGAACAUUUCCUGAAGGAUGACAACGUCAAAGUGAAGUACUACACUGGGCUUCCACACCUUGAGGUUGUCAUGGGUGUUCUGGCCUGCGUCGGGCCGCACAUGACACAGAGUAGUAAAGCACUGUCACCUUUUCAGAUGCUUUUUCUGACCCUCAUGCGCCUUAGACUGAACUUACCAAUACAACACAUUGCCCACCUCUUUUGUGUGGACAGAAAAACUGUUUCCAAAACGUUCAGCGACACCAUACAUGUUCUGCAUGCGCGCACCAGCCCUUUGAUUACCUGGCCGGGGAGAGACGCGUGGCGUGCUGCUAUGCCCCACGAGUUUGUGGAGGCCUUCGGGACGCGCGUUGCCCUUAUCCUGGACUGUUUCGAAAUAUUUAUACAGAGGCCGUCAAAUCUUAAAGCUCAAGCUCAGUCGUAUUCCCACUACAAACACAACAGAACUAUGAAGUACCUUGUUGGUAUCACACCACAGGGCUCAAUUUCUUUCAUUUCCAAGGGAUGGGGGGGACGCGUCAGUGACGAGCACGUAACUGAUAACUGUGGGAUUCUGGACAAACUGUUACCUGGGGAUUUGGUGUUGGCCGACCGCGGCUUUGACACGGAGGACAGUGUGGGGCUUAUGUGUGCCGAGGUAAAGAUCCCUGCUUUCACAAAAGGACGCUGUCAGCUGGAUGCAAGAGACGUGGAGAGCACAAGAAAAAUUGCCCACCUCCGAAUUCAUGUGGAAAGGGUGAUCGGAACCGUCCGCAACAAGUACACCAUUUUGUCAGAUAAAGUACCGAUUCACAUGGUGUUGCCAUGCAAGGAUGAAGACAUGACAUUCCUCGAUAAGAUUGUGUCUGUUUGUUGUGCUCUGACAAACAUGAGCCCUAUGUUAUGCUGAAAUAUAUUUUAAAUUUAAAUACAUUUUAAGUGCAUUAAA